GCAGAAGAGUUUGUCUCUUUAAACUUGCCUGUCUGGAAAUGCAGCAGCAGCAACAGCGGCAGCACAGACCCAAGAAUGGAAACCGCGUCUCCUGAAAUAUGCUGAAGCGCAGAUAUUUUGUACGUGUUGGGUUUGGGUGAGGAAAGCACCAAAAAGACGCGAGGAGGAGCUGGAGCCUCCGGGGCUGCGCUCAUGUGACCGGUGGCGGCUGAGGGCUGGGGCUGCCCAGAAAUAGCCGCAGCUGCUUUCCUUGCUCUGUGCAAGUGGUAGCGCGAGGGAGAUUGGCUUCUCCGAAGGAUGCGAAGCCGCCAAGCCCCAAGCAGAUGAUGGCGAUACGAGAGCUGAAAGUGUGUCUGCUUGGAGAUACUGGAGUUGGCAAAUCUAGUAUAGUUUGUCGAUUUGUUCAGGAUCAUUUUGACCACAAUAUUAGCCCCACUAUUGGUGCUUCUUUCAUGACUAAAACUGUGCCUUGUGGGAAUGAACUUCAUAAAUUUCUGAUCUGGGAUACAGCAGGGCAAGAACGGUUCCAUUCAUUGGCACCAAUGUAUUACCGUGGGUCGGCAGCAGCUGUUAUAGUAUAUGAUAUCACCAAGCAGGAUUCAUUUCAUACACUGAAAAAAUGGGUAAAAGAACUAAAGGAACAUGGUCCUGAAAACAUUGUAAUGGCCAUCGCUGGAAACAAAUGUGAUCUUUCUGAUAUUAGGGAGGUACCUAUGAAAGAUGCCAAAGAAUAUGGAGAGUCUAUAGGUGCAAUUGUUGUUGAAACGAGUGCCAAGCAUGCAAUUAACAUUGAAGAACUCUUUCAAGGAAUCAGUCGACAGAUUCCACCCUUGGAAACUCAUGAAAAUGGCAACAGUGGGACGAUAAAACUUGGAAAGCAGACUGCACAAACAACUAAGCGGUGUUGUUAAACCAACUCAACCUGGUUUGCAUUACUUGAAAAAAGAAAAGAAAUCAUUUGCUUAUUUAUUGAGCUACAGACUUCAGAAACUCAAUGACAGAACAUCUUGUCUAAAAGCAAUAAUAGUGCUUUUAUUGGAAUUGUAGGAGAAAGGUCUUGGAUCUGCACAAUUAAAAUGGACAAUUCAUUUUAGCAAUAAACUGUUUAAAAUAUUGA
This is a messenger RNA of Podarcis raffonei (Aeolian wall lizard), 1117 nucleotides long. RefSeq names its product RAB31, member RAS oncogene family (gene RAB31). Lineage: Eukaryota; Metazoa; Chordata; Lepidosauria; Squamata; Lacertidae. Bases 324 to 911 code for a protein of 195 amino acids. The record is from RefSeq and is a predicted model, not a curated record. The transcript has 7 exons. Gene Ontology annotation, molecular function: GTP binding; GTPase activity.